Molecule: messenger RNA, 20457 nt
Organism: Agrilus planipennis (emerald ash borer)
Lineage: Eukaryota; Metazoa; Arthropoda; Insecta; Coleoptera; Buprestidae
Gene: Bruce
Product: baculoviral IAP repeat-containing protein 6
Exons: 43
Coding region: 89-19747 (6552 amino acids)
Biological process (GO): apoptotic process; negative regulation of apoptotic process; regulation of cytokinesis
Cellular component (GO): nucleus
Molecular function (GO): ubiquitin conjugating enzyme activity; protein binding; cysteine-type endopeptidase inhibitor activity
Source: RefSeq, a predicted model, not a curated record
CCAACAGCAUGAAGUUGGAGUUCGCUGUCAAAAACAGUCAAAAAUUUAUAAAUGGUAGUUUUCGGUGACGGAAGAUGUGUUUAGCAAAAUGGCCGAGGAAUUGAUUUUCUUAAAAGAAGAUGGAUAUUUAAAUGUAGAUUCGGAAAUAAAACAAAUUGUUUAUCAUCCAUCGUUAAAUGUAAUUUUAAUUUGUACCGGUGAAGGCAUUGUCCGCGUCUUGGAUGUCAAUUCGGGUGUCGUGCUGCAAAACAGCAACUUAUCAGCACAAAAUGGUAAUGAAAUAGCAUGUCAGUAUAUACCUGAGUUAGAUCGAGUGCUGUUUUGUGAUGGCCAGGCUCUUGGUGUAAGAUCAGAUUAUAAUGGUGUGUUGUUGCUUGAUACAAUAUUACAAAAGCCUACAUGUAAACCAAAGGAUAGUGUAAAACUAGAACUUCUACUUUCUGAGGCAAUCAUAUUAAAACAAAGUUUAACGUCUGCGGCUGUAACAGGGAUCGAUGAUAUACUUAAUGAGUUGACAGAGAAAAUUUCAGAAGCUCAGGAGUGUUUGAAGAUAGGUAUUAAAGCACAAAAGUGGACCACUCUUUGUCUGGAACUGCCACUAGAAGCAUUUCGUUCUGCAACAAAUGCAACAGUUACAGAACUAAUUGUAAAAAAUCAGCGCACACCAGAACUUGGGGUGGCUUCAGCUGUGUAUGAGCGUUUAUCAGAACUGCUUGGAGAGCAGGCAAAUGCUUCAGAUAGGAGAGCAAUGGCCAGUGAGGCCAAAAGAAGAGAAACAUUUACAAAUUGGCCACACAUGGACUAUAAAUGGGCAUUGCCUGAUCAGAUGGCACAGGCUGGAUUUUAUCAUCAACCUAAUGUCUCCGGUAAAGACAGGGCCAUGUGUUUUACAUGUACUGUUUGUCUAGUUUGCUGGGAACGUACAGAUGAGCCUUGGAGUGAGCACGAACGUCACUCCCCCAAUUGUCCGUUUGUUCUUAGUGAGUAUACCGAAAACGUACCGUUGUCUGUGACCUACGCGACGAGUCCGGCCGCGGAUGUCACUCACAGUUAUCGGAACAUGGUGCCAGUGAAUGUCCUGGGCACUAGCUCGGUUCCUCAUCUGUUUGCCACGUCCAAUUCAGAGGGACUUAUCAGCGUUUAUGACGUAACCGGAAAAGUGAAAAGGACACAUUCUUUUUUCGUCACGCAGUUCGACUCUCAUGUAUUGGAGAAGCUGACGCAAGACUUCGGGGUACCGAGCACUUGGUGCGAUAAUAAUGAAAUAAAACAUCCAGCUGAAAAACAAGUAACAGCUUUAACGAUAGUCGGAGAAAAAGCAGGUGCCAAAACAACCCCCCAACACUCAACCACUUCCACCAUUCGACCGAGUAUUAUAUGCGGAUUAAAUGUACGAUUCAGUGCAAAAUCACAAACUUGUGUGGAAGAAGAUAUGGAAGUAAUGGUAGAACAUCAUCAGCAAGUGUCUGAAAAUGGCCGCCUCUAUUUUGUUGUCUACGACUUUCAGUACGUCAAAGAACCUCUAGAAGUAACUAAUACAUUAGAUGGUAGCAGUAAGUAUGAUGCAACAGAUGCCCGUGUGAAUUCUAAAGACUUCAUUAUGCUAGAAGAAGCAGAAAAUUUACUCCUACCCACAACAAACAAUAACACUGGAGGUUCUGACAUAAUCACAUUUAUAUCAGAUUUUAAGCCCUACAACAUAGUAAAAGAGCAAGUUCUAUAUCAGAAUUUAAUUCCUGGCGAAAGCGACGAGAUAUUUUUGCCACCUUCGACUGAUAACAUUAAACAUUCAGGACCCAGAUUAGUGGACACCAGUGCUUCUGCUUUCGAUGCGCUUCAGUAUCCGAUGAGCAGCAGUCCAAUAGAAAAAACAAAUUCUGUGACUGACAAAACUAUUUCAGAUCACAUCGCAGAUCUAAAGAGUAAUCGUGUUAAUAAAAAAUUGAACUAUUCGCGUGCUGUGCAGUGUAUGUCAAUUCCUGAAAAUUACAAAUGCGCCGGAGACGCGAUUGCUUCCCACAUUGUUCCUACAGACGACGGCAGGCACGUUUUGGUGGUGGUUCAAAGUCCUAGUGGGACGUCCAACGGGCUAUUGUUGAUGUACGCAUUAGAUUUUUCCGGAAAGAUGGUGAAGGUUGUGGAACAACCGAUAAUGGCUAGAGAACUAUCGAGUAAUGAGAAUCCUAUCGAAGUAAGACUUCUGCCGCAACUAGAUCGAAUUGCGAAAGACUUUUCUGAAACUGAAGUGAGUGGAACUGUCAUCGCAGUGUGUUCAGAUGGUUCUAUACAGCUAAUUGAUCUUAGCACGUUAAAGACUGUGUCAGUGGCGAAAAUGGAUGGAGAAAAGUUCAUGUCGGCAGUUUAUUGCACUAGUUUGGAACGGCUGUGCGCAUCUACAAAGAAGGGUUCGCUACACUUUUACGCUUUAAAAGAUAACGAUAGCGAUUCUAUUGAAGAUCACGACGACGAAGAUAUGUUGGGUUUGUCAAUCGAUUCCCAGUUAGCAGGUUCACAUCCUACUGAAUCUUCCAGCGGUUCUGAAAUGCCCUACUAUUUCCACGAAUCAGUGGGUGACAUAAAGCUAGAAGAUCUAAGACGACUUCAAUCGCUAUGCCUGUUCGAACCGAUCAAAGUGGGCUAUUGUGCGGUUGUCCCCCCCUGCUGGAGUGAAAUGCAGCAGGCACAAAGACAACGACGCCAUCCUCACAUACAAACGGAAAACGAACAACACACUAAGACGUGGCGUCUUCAAACUGACACCACCACAUGGGACGAGCAUGUAUUUGAACUGACUUUGCCUUCUCCUACUUGUGUGGGUCAUGUGGAUGUUCAUUUUGCCCUUCAUGGUUCAUCGGUAUUACCACAUGUUGAGAUAACACUCCUGAAACAAAAUACCAAUAGUAUAGGUCAUAGGAAAAAUGUAAAGUUUGGUGUAGACGAUGCGAUCACAUUCGAAGCACUCCAGUGGGCAAAUAAUAACCCGGUGACGUCCCAAGAAUACCUUCGAGCCCAUAAGGCAGAUAUAUUGGCUGGACCAGUUGAUAUUGCAACCAGUCUGGAUCUUACAGACCAAGGGGGUUGUGUAACAUUAACUAGCCCUCGCUUAUUCAAAUCUCGAGUGCGCACUCUACUAUUACAUAUCAAAUCGGUUUUUGUGAAAGAAGAAGGUGGUACAAGAUUCGCCAACGCAACACGUAGUAGACGCGUUGCUAGUGGGGUCAGUGCAGCAGCAGGUGGAUCUUCGCUAAGCUCUAACAAAGGCGAGUUCUACAUGGGCUGUGACUGUUUGCAAGAAGUCAGUGUUACUGUGUAUACAGUUAAACAUGUGGAUAUUUCUAACGAAAAAAUGCAACGGAGCGCGAUGCUGGAGUCGAACGUGUUCGUGCAAUCUUUGGUUACGAUAGUGACUGCCGGAGGUUCGUACAGAGAUAGACAGAGCCGUGCCAUGGACAUAUUAAAUUGGAUUGCGGCCAUUCGUAUGACGCGAAACAGAAGCUGUAACGGAGAACCGCCUAAUCAACAAAUUGAAUUUUUGAAGAUAGUGGAGACGAAUUUACCAGGACUCCUGAGGCAAUGUCUGUUGCUCGCGAAUAGAUCCAUCUCACAUAAAUGUGCUAAAUUGAUGAUCAUUUGUAGCAAUGGCGCACGUAAUAUGAACGAGCAAAUAGGCAAACGAUUCGAUUCGUGCAUCUUGAGUGUCCUUCUAGUCAUCCUGGAAUCGAUAGAUCGUGUCCAAUCAGCUAGUAGUCUUCAGUGGAUUGUAAACCUCUUGUUUAAAGUGGCGCAGCCCGAUCAAUGCGCUCACAUAACUUCCAAGUGUGUAUCGCUUCUUUCCAAACUAUCUGAAGAGAUCCAUGCUCGUACCAAUCCUUAUCACCUGCUAUUGCGUAGUCGCUACGGCCUCUACGGGAUUCCAUUAGAGCCAGAAUUAUUCGACAUUGAGCCACCACCCUCCGUUAAAGCCACAAGUGUAGCAGUUACCUAUGCGUCUGUUGUGGCUGGAGACACAUCAGCAAUUCCAUCGACGGAUUUCCAUACGAAUUUUACAUGUAAUAAAGAAACGUUGGAUCCGAAAGAAGUCUUGUCUGUUUCUAAAGGCGAUAAUAAAAUCAAAUUGAAGAACGUUGCUUCCACCAAAAUGAUAAGGGGACUAUUGGAGACGGAACCGUUACAUUUCACUUGUGUAUCCGCCAGCGAAGGUACAAGAUUAGAAAGAGCGGAUUCGAAUGGGAAUAACUUUGUCAACAGUAUAAUUCCAAUACCGGUGUCGGGGACACAACCUUCUGUAAAUAGUGGGACGAAAAAGGUAGAAGUUGAAACGUUUAUGAGCGAACCGGAAGCUAUUUAUGUUCAUAAUCCUGGGAAAGAGGCCAGUAAUGGGCAGGGGAGCAGUAAUAACAGCAAUGCUUCUUUCUUCGAUGGAUUCUGCAAUAUGAUCUUGUACACUGACAAUCUCAAGACUGACGAAUUUUCUAAAAUUAAAAUGAGUAAGUCCAAUCUUCUAUUUGUGAGCCACACUUCUUUUACGGUCGUGCGGAAAGCAGCCCUUCUGGGACAGCUUCAUCGCAGACACAUUAAAAAACAUGUUCUCUUCGUCGUGCACGUAUGUGUUUCCGCAAGACAGGCUGUUCGUUUGGAACGGCUGUGCGCAUCUACAAAGAAGGGUUCGCUACACUUUUACGCUUUAAAAGAUAACGAUAGCGAUUCUAUUGAAGAUCACGACGACGAAGAUAUGUUGGGUUUGUCAAUCGAUUCCCAGUUAGCAGGUUCACAUCCUACUGAAUCUUCCAGCGGUUCUGAAAUGCCCUACUAUUUCCACGAAUCAGUGGGUGACAUAAAGCUAGAAGAUCUAAGACGACUUCAAUCGCUAUGCCUGUUCGAACCGAUCAAAGUGGGCUAUUGUGCGGUUGUCCCCCCCUGCUGGAGUGAAAUGCAGCAGGCACAAAGACAACGACGCCAUCCUCACAUACAAACGGAAAACGAACAACACACUAAGACGUGGCGUCUUCAAACUGACACCACCACAUGGGACGAGCAUGUAUUUGAACUGACUUUGCCUUCUCCUACUUGUGUGGGUCAUGUGGAUGUUCAUUUUGCCCUUCAUGGUUCAUCGGUAUUACCACAUGUUGAGAUAACACUCCUGAAACAAAAUACCAAUAGUAUAGGUCAUAGGAAAAAUGUAAAGUUUGGUGUAGACGAUGCGAUCACAUUCGAAGCACUCCAGUGGGCAAAUAAUAACCCGGUGACGUCCCAAGAAUACCUUCGAGCCCAUAAGGCAGAUAUAUUGGCUGGACCAGUUGAUAUUGCAACCAGUCUGGAUCUUACAGACCAAGGGGGUUGUGUAACAUUAACUAGCCCUCGCUUAUUCAAAUCUCGAGUGCGCACUCUACUAUUACAUAUCAAAUCGGUUUUUGUGAAAGAAGAAGGUGGUACAAGAUUCGCCAACGCAACACGUAGUAGACGCGUUGCUAGUGGGGUCAGUGCAGCAGCAGGUGGAUCUUCGCUAAGCUCUAACAAAGGCGAGUUCUACAUGGGCUGUGACUGUUUGCAAGAAGUCAGUGUUACUGUGUAUACAGUUAAACAUGUGGAUAUUUCUAACGAAAAAAUGCAACGGAGCGCGAUGCUGGAGUCGAACGUGUUCGUGCAAUCUUUGGUUACGAUAGUGACUGCCGGAGGUUCGUACAGAGAUAGACAGAGCCGUGCCAUGGACAUAUUAAAUUGGAUUGCGGCCAUUCGUAUGACGCGAAACAGAAGCUGUAACGGAGAACCGCCUAAUCAACAAAUUGAAUUUUUGAAGAUAGUGGAGACGAAUUUACCAGGACUCCUGAGGCAAUGUCUGUUGCUCGCGAAUAGAUCCAUCUCACAUAAAUGUGCUAAAUUGAUGAUCAUUUGUAGCAAUGGCGCACGUAAUAUGAACGAGCAAAUAGGCAAACGAUUCGAUUCGUGCAUCUUGAGUGUCCUUCUAGUCAUCCUGGAAUCGAUAGAUCGUGUCCAAUCAGCUAGUAGUCUUCAGUGGAUUGUAAACCUCUUGUUUAAAGUGGCGCAGCCCGAUCAAUGCGCUCACAUAACUUCCAAGUGUGUAUCGCUUCUUUCCAAACUAUCUGAAGAGAUCCAUGCUCGUACCAAUCCUUAUCACCUGCUAUUGCGUAGUCGCUACGGCCUCUACGGGAUUCCAUUAGAGCCAGAAUUAUUCGACAUUGAGCCACCACCCUCCGUUAAAGCCACAAGUGUAGCAGUUACCUAUGCGUCUGUUGUGGCUGGAGACACAUCAGCAAUUCCAUCGACGGAUUUCCAUACGAAUUUUACAUGUAAUAAAGAAACGUUGGAUCCGAAAGAAGUCUUGUCUGUUUCUAAAGGCGAUAAUAAAAUCAAAUUGAAGAACGUUGCUUCCACCAAAAUGAUAAGGGGACUAUUGGAGACGGAACCGUUACAUUUCACUUGUGUAUCCGCCAGCGAAGGUACAAGAUUAGAAAGAGCGGAUUCGAAUGGGAAUAACUUUGUCAACAGUAUAAUUCCAAUACCGGUGUCGGGGACACAACCUUCUGUAAAUAGUGGGACGAAAAAGGUAGAAGUUGAAACGUUUAUGAGCGAACCGGAAGCUAUUUAUGUUCAUAAUCCGGGGAAAGAGGCCAGUAAUGGGCAGGGGAGCAGUAAUAACAGCAAUGCUUCUUUCUUCGAUGGAUUCUGCAAUAUGAUCUUGUACACUGACAAUCUCAAGACUGACGAAUUUUCUAAAAUUAAAAUGAUUACCGAUACGACAUGGGAAAUAUCGGUCGAUUCAGACAGUAGUAGCAUAAAUUCUGAGACUAAUAAGCCAGUGUUCGGGGUUGAUCAGAUCCUUUCUCCACCCCAAACAUUACCAUGGCAACAGCUACUAAUUACUCCACCACAACAAGUAAUUAUCGUAGAACGUAUGCAUUCGGGGGCACGAAGAUUUGUUACCCUCGAUUUUGGUCAGAUGGUCCUUUUGACCGACAUACUAAUACCUGCAUGCCACGAUCUGGUAUCCUUAUCGGUAGAUGUCUGGGUGAAGAGUGAAGAUGUUGAUGCCGUUCGGCUUGUAGUCGCUUCCGACAUCAAUACGAAGAAUUUGAUCCUUAGUGACCUCCAACCACAGCCAUUAUGCAGAUAUUUAAAGAUAACAGCAGUAGGGAGAUAUGGCAUGUCAACGACGAGAUGCCGGAUACCAAUCGGUUCUUUCUUUGGGCAUUUAGUGACAACCCAUCUGACGAACAAAGAACACGAAGAGUGCCAGAAAUCUACGUGCACAGAACUUGAGAAUCAACUAGGUGUAUUGUCAAUGUUACUGGAAGAUGUCGGAUGCCGAUACAGUCUGGCAUCGACAAAACUGAAAAAUUUCUUGCAACCUUUUCUCAAUUCGAACGUAAGCAAUGCUUCUCACUUCGCAACAUACAUGAGCAUUAUGAAGGAAAAUGAGCCAGGAAGUUGCACUUUGGGAGGAGGCGAAGUUUCUAAAAUUAUUACAGCUUAUCAGGAAGCUGUAACAUACCAACGACAACUUAAUACCGUUCGCAGCGUAAUGCGCCGCAUCGAAGACAUGUUACACCCUGUCAAUAACCCUCUUACUAACGUCAAAUCUCUCAAUCACGUUGUAAGCGAUGACAAAUCCGAUGCAAGUCAGCCAGCUUUAAAAUUAUCCAGUACAUCUACCGAUAAACUAUGCUGUAUUGUUGAAGCACUUCUGGACUCGCUACUGUCCAUUGAUAGCACUGCAGAAAUUAAUCUGGACACUUGUCAAAAACUGUUCUCUGGAUUGUGUGUUGCUCAGAAUUCUCGUAUACAACUUUUAGGAGCCACACUUCUUUUACGGUCGUGCGGAAAGCAGCCCUUCUGGGACAGCUUCAUCGCAGACACAUUAAAAAACAUGUUCUCUUCGUCGUGCACGUAUGUGUUUCCGCAAGACAGGCUGUUCGUACUAUUGGCUUUCUUGGGACGCAAGAGUCCUGACAGAAGCUCAGUUGUAGAUGCAACGUUACGAGUGAUAGCUGAAGUGUUAGUGCCUUUAGCGGAAAACAGGCAGAAUUUGCUGGCUGUCUCUAUUGACUGUCCAUUGCUUGGUUGGCUGUUGCUUUUCUUGUCUCUGCUUCUGGAUAUGAAUAAGGGUAUGUUGCCGAACGCGACUAGGUGGGAUUGGGUAACUGGGGAAAUAGCUGGAAAGACGAACGAUACAUCUGGGUCGAGUUACAAGAAGAAACUCCAAAAGACGUAUCUGUACAAACAGCAGUUAAAGAACCUCGACUGGACCCAAAAAGUGUGUCACACAUCCACUCAGGUACAGGCUUUAUCGGCGUUAUCUAGUCAAGCUGCACAUUUAACAUCAAAACUAGAGGCAGCUUUGAAACAGCAGGAACAUAUUUUCAAAAAGAUGAAGCACUAUAAAGUUUUGAAGGAUGCUUCAAAAUCUCUGACUGAUUCAGACAAUAACGGUUCAAGCAAACAAACGAAACGUAGGAGAGAGCCGUCCCAACCUCAAGAGAAUAAACAGUGGUCCUCCUUGCCCUCUCAGCAGCUCGAUUGCAUCCAUUGUUUAGUAGUUGCCAAAUGCCUUAUCUCUCUUUUAUUAUCUGUUGAUCAUUCAUGUAGUGCUGACAUGUUUCUUUUAUCUUGCAAGGUUAUAGCGAGAUUGAUAAGUUUAGCUCGUUUAAGACUUGGUCAAUUAAUGAACGAAGAUCAUCUGUUAAAGUUAGUUAAGAUUUGUAUAGGAUCGGAAUUGCCAUGGGCUCCCCAUGCCUUGGCUUGUCUAUUACAAGACGCUCUAGAAGUUACUAAACCUACAUCUUCCGAAACUGAUAUGGAAACAGACAAUCCUUCCACAAAUGCAUGGACACCAUCUGAUCUUAUCACAGAUGUGGAAAGUUUGUGCGAAUCGUUCAUUUUCGACGACGGUUUCAUAUUUGAGCCCGCUUCGAAACAGGGGAAAACCACAAAUAACAAUGAGAACACUUCUAGUGCAAACAGUAACGUGAAUAAUGUUACCGCGAAUCCCAAUAAUGGUUCAAAUUCCGCAGGAGCAUCAGGCAAUAAUAAUGCAGGUGGUAGUCAGCUAACUUACGUCUAUGAAUCAGACGAUUCGGAGCUGGAAGACUUCUUGGACGACAUCCUCGAACGUGGCCGUAAUCUUCUGAAACGUUCUUCAAAAAGUUCACAUCCUAGUCUAGCUACGUCGUCCGCAAUGGACGCAAGAUUAGAACAUAAUGUUGAAAUGUCGGCCGAAAUAGCCCUUCGACAAUUAACUAUAGCCACAACGUGCAACUUAGUACAGAACGUCAGCGCGUCAGUGCCUCAAGGUGAACUUCAGAAGGAAACUACCGUUUGGCCUACAAGACUUACUACCCCAUGGCAAAUACAUCCCCAGUCAUCCGCGACCAACCGGUACUUGCUCAUAUCUUGUUUUAAUUCCCUAUUCCGUGACCUGCACUCGCAAUCGCCGGCUAAUAUGGAAAACGUGCUUCAGCUCUGGUUAACGUUGAAUUGUGUUCGUCCCGAUGAUAAAUUCGAUCCGUCGGUAAUGCCAUUCGUGGGAUUAAGUGGGGAUGCAGUGAACGCAUUGGUUUCUGCCAUCGCAUGGAGUCCCGGUUUGUCUCUGAGGACUUGGUGUAGCGCGUUACAGACUCUAACGCUUGUCUGUAACAUGACUCAUAAUGAAACAGGAACGUCGCCAAAUCAGUGGUCUGAUCCUUAUGGAUUGUAUGCAAUGACACAGUGUAUCGUUGGACAUCCAGAUUUUACACAAAUGCUUCUGAGAUUGCUAUCUGGUAGUGGAUUGGUGUUCUCUGAAAAAGGAUUAGCGGGACCAUCUCUUUGUAAGACGUUGCAUGAUUUUUUGGUACGACUUCAAAUGCGUUGUAACGUGGUUAGUCCUAGUAGUCACCCAGGAAGUAACUUGAAAAGUCUCCUUUUAAAGAUUGUUUAUCAACUUAUACAACCAAAUGGACCUUUGGCCGCUAGACAGGGGCCCUUGGACGCGCAAUGUAAAUUAUUGCAGUCAAUGGGUUACCUUGACUAUUCUAAUGCCGACUUGAGCAUUGCCAUGAGUAUAUUUGAAAGUACAGGAAUUUUAGCUCAUUCGUACAUUUCUCAUGUAGAAAGAAUUAGAUGCGUAAAUAUUGGCGAACGUUUGAACCCUACUUCGCAUCUCUUUAGCGGAAUAUUAGCGUCUGUUUUGGGAUCAGAAUCAAACAAACAAGAUCGGCCUGUCUCCUGGGACUUUUUGCUCAUCUCAUUGCUCAAAUUACAAGCAAAAUUGGUGCAAACUCCUCUGCCUGGUACAAAUGAACAAUCGGAGGCAAUGGAUACAGAGCCAGUGGUUACAUCUCAAACGGAUGAGAGUAAAGCGGAACAAAUUCAGCAAGAGAAAAGUGGCCCCACCGUGCCUUGUUUGGCCGAUACCGUACUCCAGCAUCACCCGAGUAUAAUCCGAUUAUGUCAGUGUCUUGCAGCUUGCAAAGCGUCAUCACUUUCGAUGUUGGCCAAUAUAUCGCAGCAAAGCGCAUUUACUGACUUAGGUGAACCGGGAACAGUUGGUGAUGCGGUCUUUCACGUCUUAGCUGCUUUAGCAAAAAAAGCGUCGAAUAAAGAACUGGUUCUCGAGCCGGUGCUCAUGUUUCUAGUGCAGGCCCCGCAACUAAGUGAACCUUUGCUCUGGUUCAUACUGCAAGUUAUUGACACAGAGGAUGCUCUAAGGAGUUUUCUCAAUUCCGGUAAACAUUUUUUUUUUGUAUGUGAGCCACACUUCUUUUACGGUCUUACCGAUACGACAUGGGAAAUAUCGGUCGAUUCAGACAGUAGUAGCAUAAAUUCUGAGACUAAUAAGCCAGUGUUCGGGGUUGAUCAGAUCCUUUCUCCACCCCAAACAUUACCAUGGCAACAGCUACUAAUUACUCCACCACAACAAGUAAUUAUCGUAGAACGUAUGCAUUCGGGGGCACGAAGAUUUGUUACCCUCGAUUUUGGUCAGAUGGUCCUUUUGACCGACAUACUAAUACCUGCAUGCCACGAUCUGGUAUCCUUAUCGGUAGAUGUCUGGGUGAAGAGUGAAGAUGUUGAUGCCGUUCGGCUUGUAGUCGCUUCCGACAUCAAUACGAAGAAUUUGAUCCUUAGUGACCUCCAACCACAGCCAUUAUGCAGAUAUUUAAAGAUAACAGCAGUAGGGAGAUAUGGCAUGUCAACGACGAGAUGCCGGAUACCAAUCGGUUCUUUCUUUGGGCAUUUAGUGACAACCCAUCUGACGAACAAAGAACACGAAGAGUGCCAGAAAUCUACGUGUACAGAACUUGAGAAUCAACUAGGUGUAUUGUCAAUGUUACUGGAGGAUGUUGGAUGCCGAUACAGUCUGGCAUCGACAAAACUGAAAAAUUUCUUGCAACCUUUUCUCAAUUCGAACGUAAGCAAUGCUUCUCACUUCGCAACAUACAUGAGCAUUAUGAAGGAAAAUGAGCCAGGAAGUUGCACUUUGGGAGGAGGCGAAGUUUCUAAAAUUAUUACAGCUUAUCAGGAAGCUGUAACAUACCAACGACAACUUAAUACCGUUCGCAGCGUAAUGCGCCGCAUCGAAGACAUGUUACACCCUGUCAAUAACCCUCUUACUAACGUCAAAUCUCUCAAUCACGUUGUAAGCGAUGACAAAUCCGAUGCAAGUCAGCCAGCUUUAAAAUUAUCCAGUACAUCUACCGAUAAACUAUGCUGUAUUGUUGAAGCACUUCUGGACUCGCUACUGUCCAUUGAUAGCACUGCAGAAAUUAAUCUGGACACUUGUCAAAAACUGUUCUCUGGAUUGUGUGUUGCUCAGAAUUCUCGUAUACAACUUUUAGGAGCCACACUUCUUUUACGGUCGUGCGGAAAGCAGCCCUUCUGGGACAGCUUCAUCGCAGACACAUUAAAAAACAUGUUCUCUUCGUCGUGCACGUAUGUGUUUCCGCAAGACAGGCUGUUCGUACUAUUGGCUUUCUUGGGACGCAAGAGUCCUGACAGAAGCUCAGUUGUAGAUGCAACGUUACGAGUGAUAGCUGAAGUGUUAGUGCCUUUAGCGGAAAACAGGCAGAAUUUGCUGGCUGUCUCUAUUGACUGUCCAUUGCUUGGUUGGCUGUUGCUUUUCUUGUCUCUGCUUCUGGAUAUGAAUAAGGGUAUGUUGCCGAACGCGACUAGGUGGGAUUGGGUAACUGGGGAAAUAGCUGGAAAGACGAACGAUACAUCUGGGUCGAGUUACAAGAAGAAACUCCAAAAGACGUAUCUGUACAAACAGCAGUUGAAGAACCUCGACUGGACCCAAAAAGUGUGUCACACAUCCACUCAGGCUUUAUCGGCGUUAUCUAGUCAAGCUGCACAUUUAACAUCAAAACUAGAGGCAGCUUUGAAACAGCAGGAACAUAUUUUCAAAAAGAUGAAGCACUAUAAAGUUUUGAAGGAUGCUUCAAAAUCUCUGACUGAUUCAGACAAUAACGGUUCAAGCAAACAAACGAAACGUAGGAGAGAACCGUCCCAACCUCAAGAGAAUAAACAGUGGUCCUCCUUGCCCUCUCAGCAGCUCGAUUGCAUCCAUUGUUUAGUAGUUGCCAAAUGCCUUAUCUCUCUUUUAUUAUCUGUUGAUCAUUCAUGUAGUGCUGACAUGUUUCUUUUAUCUUGCAAGGUUAUAGCGAGAUUGAUAAGUUUAGCUCGUUUAAGACUUGGUCAAUUAAUGAACGAAGAUCAUCUGUUAAAGUUAGUUAAGAUUUGUAUAGGAUCGGAAUUGCCAUGGGCUCCCCAUGCCUUGGCUUGUCUAUUACAAGACGCUCUAGAAGUUACUAAACCUACAUCUUCCGAAACUGACAUGGAAACAGACAAUCCUUCCACAAAUGCAUGGACACCAUCUGAUCUUAUCACAGAUGUGGAAAGUUUGUGCGAAUCGUUCAUUUUCGACGACGGUUUCAUAUUUGAGCCCGCUUCGAAACAGGGGAAAACCACAAAUAACAAUGAGAACACUUCUAGUGCAAACAGUAACGUGAAUAAUGUUACCGCGAAUCCCAAUAAUGGUUCAAAUUCCGCAGGAGCAUCAGGCAAUAAUAAUGCAGGUGGUAGUCAGCUAACUUACGUCUAUGAAUCAGACGAUUCGGAGCUGGAAGACUUCUUGGACGACAUCCUCGAACGUGGCCGUAAUCUUCUGAAACGUUCUUCAAAAAGUUCACAUCCUAGUCUAGCUACGUCUUCCGCAAUGGACGCAAGAUUAGAACAUAAUGUUGAAAUGUCGGCCGAAAUAGCCCUUCGACAAUUAACUAUAGCCACAACGUGCAACUUAGUACAGAACGUCAGCGCGUCCGUGCCUCAAGGUGAACUUCAGAAGGAAACUACCGUUUGGCCUACAAGACUUACUACCCCAUGGCAAAUACAUCCCCAGUCAUCCGCGACCAACCGGUACUUGCUCAUAUCUUGUUUUAAUUCCCUAUUCCGUGACCUGCACUCGCAAUCGCCGGCUAAUAUGGAAAACGUGCUUCAGCUCUGGUUAACGUUGAAUUGUGUUCGUCCCGAUGAUAAAUUCGAUCCGUCGGUAAUGCCAUUCGUUGGAUUAAGUGGGGAUGCAGUGAACGCAUUGGUUUCUGCUAUCGCAUGGAGUCCCGGUUUGUCUCUGAGGACUUGGUGUAGCGCGUUACAGACUCUAACGCUUGUCUGUAACAUGACUCAUAAUGAAACAGGAACGUCGCCAAAUCAGUGGUCUGAUCCUUAUGGAUUGUAUGCAAUGACACAGUGUAUCGUUGGACAUCCAGAUUUUACACAAAUGCUUCUGAGAUUGCUAUCUGGUAGUGGAUUGGUGUUCUCUGAAAAAGGAUUAGCGGGACCAUCUCUUUGUAAGACGUUGCAUGAUUUUUUGGUACGACUUCAAAUGCGUUGUAACGUGGUUAGUCCUAGUAGUCACCCAGGAAGUAACUUGAAAAGUCUCCUUUUAAAGAUUGUUUAUCAACUUAUACAACCAAAUGGACCUUUGGCCGCUAGACAGGGGCCCUUGGACGCGCAAUGUAAAUUAUUGCAGUCAAUGGGUUACCUUGACUAUUCUAAUGCCGACUUGAGCAUUGCCAUGAGUAUAUUUGAAAGUACAGGAAUUUUAGCUCAUUCGUACAUUUCUCAUGUAGAAAGAAUUAGAUGCGUAAAUAUUGGCGAACGUUUGAACCCUACUUCGCAUCUCUUUAGCGGAAUAUUAGCGUCUGUUUUGGGAUCAGAAUCAAACAAACAAGAUCGGCCUGUCUCCUGGGACUUUUUGCUCAUCUCAUUGCUCAAAUUACAAGCAAAAUUGGUGCAAACUCCUCUGCCUGGUACAAAUGAACAAUCGGAGGCAAUGGAUACAGAGCCAGUGGUUACAUCUCAAACGGAUGAGAGUAAAGCGGAACAAAUUCAGCAAGAGAAAAGUGGCCCCACCGUGCCUUGUUUGGCCGAUACCGUACUCCAGCAUCACCCGAGUAUAAUCCGAUUAUGUCAGUGUCUUGCAGCUUGCAAAGCGUCAUCACUUUCGAUGUUGGCCAAUAUAUCGCAGCAAAGCGCAUUUACUGACUUAGGUGAACCGGGAACAGUUGGUGAUGCGGUCUUUCACGUCUUAGCUGCUUUAGCAAAAAAAGCGUCGAAUAAAGAACUGGUUCUCGAGCCGGUGCUCAUGUUUCUAGUGCAGGCCCCGCAACUAAGUGAACCUUUGCUCUGGUUCAUACUGCAAGUUAUUGACACAGAGGAUGCUCUAAGGAGUUUUCUCAAUUCCGGCGGUAUUCGAAUUUUGGCUCAGAGUUUGGUACAAAGUAGUAACGCCCCAAAUACAAUCUCACAUACAGGGACUAUUUCGGCAGUAAUGCAACAUUUCGGCUCGACUACUCGUUCUGAUGCCAGCACAGCCAUUGCAGCUGCUUCUGCAACGAAAAAAUUGCAACAAGCCACUUUGGAAAAUACCAUGUCCUUAGUUAAUUUUGCGCCCUUUGGUACAAUCAAGUGUCAAUCCGGUACCGCCCAGUCCGCGGAUGUUUUAAUCCAAGGUGGCGCGGCAGCGCAUAGAAGAGCCCGAACCCCACAGUGGUCGUAUCAUUUUUAUCCAGAAGAAAUACAUACCGAACUCCUAAUACAGCUUCCAAGUGCCAUACUCCUACGUGAAGUCCAUCUUCAGCCUCAUUUGAGUUCUCUCGCCACUUGUCCUUCUGCAGUCGCGCUAGAGGUUUCUUCAGACGGCCCAUCUCGCCUUGUUCCAGCCUGUCCCCCUCUUCCAACGAGCGGUAUGACAUUUAUCCGUUUCCACCUCCCUGUUCCUGAAGUGGUCAACUGCAUUCAGUUGUGUCUAUAUAAACCACGAGAUGCAAACAACAUCGGUCUCUCCCAAAUUCGUAUCUUGGGUACUUCGGCUUUCGGAGGACAUUUCAAGCAACUGCAACAAAUAGACCUGUCUGACGAUGAGUCUCAUUGUAAAUACAGUCUUGGCUGGCUCCGCCUUCUCCACCAUUGCUUUACCCUCGCUUCAGAUUCCAAUUUGAAGAGACAGGUAGUCACCAGUGCCGUUGAAGUACCGAAUUUAUUAUCUGUGUGCUGUGGCCUGCUUAUUAUGCCUACGAAUAUUCCAAUUUUAUAUUUGCCCAAUUUGGAAAGUGUAUUGUGCGAGAUGAGCCUUCACGACCGUGAAAAUGGUCUUAAUGUAAUCAGGAUUUUAUUGAAUAGUAAACCGAAUGGAAAUGAAGUGUUCACAGGAGUAAAUUGGGGCAGGGGUGUAAUGCUAGUUAAUUCAGCGGGAGUUCAAUCGGCUUGCGAACUUCUAAACCAGAUAUGCGGACAUCAGGAUUCUGAGACAGCUUUCAGGGUGGCAUUGUUGUUAGAAUGGGUAAAGUCUGUUUGUGAACAGGCCAUAGCCACGACGAAAACAGACGUCUGUAACGCUGCAUAUUUGUCUAGUAUUGCUUCUAUUCUGUGGACCACAUAUCAGUCACGCACAUCUUACAACAUAACUUCAUUAAUCACUUUAAAUCUCUUCGAUUCGUUGUAUAACCUCCUUGCGGUAGUACAGGGUAGCACGCCAUUAAAAUACGCCCUCGACUCGCUCUUGUGUUCACUAUGUUACAUUAAACUUGAAUUAUUUCCAACAUUGCUCCAACGCAUGGGUGUUUUGAUACCAAAUUUGUCUACUGACCACGGUGCCUCCAUUUCUGACGAUCGCAAAGAUUCGGAGAGUAUGACAGACGACACCAAACAAACGUUUGAGUGUGACUCUGAAUGGUACGGACGUUUGAUAAUCGGAGACUUGUCCACGUUAAAUUUGACUGAAAGUCAGUUAGAAACUAUAGCUUUAGUAAGCCGUUCACCAACGACUAUACAACAGUUGCUCGAUUCAGGACUUCCUAAGCUUCUUAAUACCGCAAUCCUUCAGUUCUGCUCGAGUUCAUACAAUUUUGCGUAUCCCAUGGCAAGAUUAGAGAAUGUUGCAACAAUUUUAAAAUUUUUUGCGGACGUUAGCGAAGAGAAAAUAAUGCGAGAUUGGUUGGGAUCGAAAGACGGCUCCUCAUUCUGGUUACCUCUUUUACAGUGGUUGUGCAGAACUGCUCAAUCCAAAAAAUCAAACGUAAAGUCAGAGACUUUAACACAGCUGGAAGAAAUUUGUAUUAGAUUUCUGUCAAAGUGUUCUAUCUGCCAUCCCAAUAAUCAGGCGCAUUUAGCAAAAAUUUUAUGCGAAGUAAUAGCUCAACAAACAAAUGGAAUUUCUGGCUUUAUGAGACGUCUAAUUCUCCAGCUACUGUUGGAAAACGAAAAGGUUCCUGUAACAAUAAAGGCCGAUGAAACGAUUUACCGCAAUACAUACUAUUACACCCCCGUACAUCCUGCGUUUAAACAAACCCACAAUCAGGCCUUUCUUUAUCUCGGAACGAACAUAACUUUGGCGGAAAUUCUGGAACAGCAUGUAUCGUUUUCGACGCUCGUUGAUACGGAUGUAUUGGGGGGUACAAACGGAAACAAACGUGACUCUACGGGAGGUAAGUGCGAGACAUCGAAAGGCUGGUGGCAUAUGGUUGAUUCAGACUUAAGUAUGGCCGCUGGUGUAACUGCGAAAGACAAAAGAGCCAAAGACGCGAAAAAUCAGGCAACUGCCACGCCUCAACUCAAAAAGAAACGCUACACCAACGCAGAUAUAGCCACCCAUCCGAAUGUAUUUGAAGGGAGAAUUAUCCGUUGUGAGGCGUUGCCCGAGAGAGCAUUACCAGUUAACAUGACGUUGGGACAAGUGUUAAGACUUAUAGAGACCAAAGGCGUGAAAACUGACUGGCCCUGUGUUCGUUUAAUUAUUGCUAAAAGUACAGGUAAUGAAGACAAAAACAAUAAGAACGAAAAUAACCCUAUUGUGUGCCAAAGUUCUUACAGUAGCACUUUACAAGUAUUCAGCUCCGUUGGUGGUUUAGCCCUUUUGGCGCAGCAUUUACCUGCCAUCUAUCCCGAAUCUAUUCGUACAACAAACACAAAAAAACAAAUAGUAGAACAAUCGGAAUCCGACUGGGUUAAAUUAGAAGGAAGUGACGAUAUCUAUGAAGACAUAGAGGAAACAGCUAGUAGCAGCACUCCUUCUAAAACGACCAACGUUGUGUCUAACGUUCCGACGCAUUCAUUAACAGCCUUUGGACUUUUUUUGCGACUACCUGGCUAUGCCGAAGUCUUGUUGAAAGAUCUCAAGAAAGCCCUGUGUUUGUUACGAUUGGUUUUGGGUGUUACCGAUGACGGUGAAGGGGGAGACAUAUUUCAAUCUCCGAUUGCCGACUCGUUACCGACCCUACCGUUCGAGGUGCUUCGCAAAUUGUAUGAUGCGACGCCCUUAAGUACCGACGAUGGUCGUCUUUUGCGACGGAUCAGUAUCAGCGCAGGUGUUGUACAUUUAUUACUUGCAUGUCUUGGUAUCUUCACCCAUCAAACACAGAACAUAGUAGAUAAGGACGGUAACAAAGAAAAAUUGAAAGAAGAAAAAUCAUCGCAGUUAUACUGGGCGAAAGGCACCGGAUACGGUACAGGUUCAACUCAGCAAAGUUGGAACGUAGAACAAGCACUUUUAAAACAAAGAAGCGAAGAAGAACAUGUUACCGUCCUGUUGCAAGUGCUUGCGAGUUACAUAAAUCCUAAUGGGGAAGCUGAUGAUGAACUGUCUGACAACGUCUUGCCCCCUGCCUUUUAUCAGCUUUUGGCCAAUAGCGCCUUAAUUCCAGCUUUAAGUUCUUAUCUUCGAAAUGAUUCAGUGUUGGACAUGGCGAGGCACAUUCCCCUGUACAAGGCUGCUCUACAAUUGCUCAGAGCCCUGGCAGCCAGUUCACAAUUGGUGUCGUUAUUGUUGCCUCAGAAGAACCAGAAUAAUGGGCCUUCUGUUAGUAUGUUGCUCAAAAAUAUGAAAACUUGCGUAGACACGUACGCGUCCAAACUAAAGACAGCGGAGACUCAUAAAACAAGUAAAAAAUUUAAUGGUAAGUCCUCUAGUGGAAAGUACAAAUCGAAAAUGGGUGAGCAACUUGAGGAGCUCGAACGGGACGAGGGGCUAGCGCAAUUAAUGCCCGAUAUUCAGGCCACCGCAAAUCUCGUGACUGCAGUUACCGAUCGCUUAAUCGAUUCUGAUAACGAACUUAUGGACACAAAAAUUGAGCAGCCUUUGUCAGCCUCUAUAGAAGAAAGAUACCUUAGCAUAAUGAAGAAGUUGCAAUUUGAUACAUUCGAAAUGAUUCAAGAAAUCCCGGAAGGAGGUUAUAAGUUCAUCGUAUCCCAUCAUUUCGAAAGCAACGCUCGUUCGGCUGGGGACCAAUCCCAUCCGGCUCGUGUAAAGCGUCUUGCUCAGGAAGCAGUCACUUUAGCCACCAGUCUUCCCCUUAGCUACAGUAGUUCCGUUUUUGUUCGGUGCGACACUGAUCGACUAGACAUCAUGAAGGUGUUAAUAACCGGACCAGCAGAUACUCCGUACGCAAACGGUUGCCUGGAAUUGGACGUCUAUUUUCCACCCGAUUAUCCACUUGCACCCAUGAUGAUUAACUUAGAGACAACAGGUCACCAUACUGUCCGCUUUAAUCCGAAUCUUUACAACGACGGGAAAGUUUGUCUCUCAGUUUUGAACACGUGGCACGGACGACCUGAAGAGAAAUGGAACCCACAAACUUCAAGUUUCCUUCAAGUCCUCGUCUCAAUUCAAAGCCUGAUCCUCGUACCUGAACCGUAUUUCAAUGAGCCUGGCUACGAACGGUCUCGGGGAACACCUGCGGGUACUCAAAGUUCCCGAGAAUACAAUCAAAACGUGUACCAAGCUACGGUACGAUGGGCUAUGCUAGAACAAAUCGUCAAUCCGUGCCCUUGUUUCCGAGACGUCAUUCAUGCCCACUUUUAUCUAAAAAGGGAUGAAGUAAUCGCACAAGUCGAGGAGUGGAUCAAGGACAUGGAGAACUCUUCAAAUGAGAAGAAAUCUUGUCGUAAUAACAAUAAGAGAACAGUAAUGAAUACUUUGGACAGUUUUAAGAAAACCUUUGAACAGCUCAAAGAAAAAUUAAUGCAGUUAGAACCUCCUGAUGGACUCACUGAAGAUGUGAGAAGGGCAAGUAGUACUGAAAUGGCGACGUCUGAUAGUAGUGAGGCUGUUAAUACUAAGGAAGAAGAUGAGGAGGAGGAAGAAGAGGAAACAUCUCAGGAACACUACCACCAACAACAACAACACCAGGAUGCUGUGGAGCAAAAUGAGAUCUUUGGGGACAUUGACAUGGAGAAGAUGGUGAACGAAAUGUGCGAGUGAAGUCAGGUAGCAUUUAUUUACUACGUACUAAACAAACCACGGCCUUUAAAUAAAUAUUUACAAAAAACACAAACCAAACGCAAGUUAAUUUAGUUUAAUUGACUGCGGCCACUACGGCGAUGAUCAUCACUCGUGUUUAUUAUAAUUAUUUAAUGGCAUUACCUAAGGAGUUUUUUAAUUUUUCUUCUUUUUCUUGUUAAUUCAACUUACUUAAAAAUACGUACGAAGCAGGAUCGUAUCAUGUGCGGAAACGAGGAAGUUAAGAAGCGAUCAAUUAUUUAAUUAAUAAAAUUGUGAUUGUUAUUUGUUGAUAUGCGUUUAAAUAAAUUUUAGAAUAUUUGUACUCCGACUGAGCGGGUAUUUUGUACAAAAGAGAAAGAGAAACUUAGACGAUGAAAUAUUCGAAUUGUUAGUUGCCAGAGACAAACACGUCAGAUAACCACUAUUACUACUACUACUACUACUACAUAUAAAAUACAACAACUGGUUACCAUGUUAUUAUAAUAUUAUUGCGAAAAAUGUGUCAUAAGGGCUGAAAAAUUUUACUACGAUCGUAGAGAAAGACGAAAGCGAAUACAUUUUGACAUUCGUUUAAAACUAGCGUGCGGAAAAAUGUGGAUACCUUAUCCCCACGUUUUUUUUUCUAGGCGACACUUUGUUGCUAAUUUUUAUGUGAUCACAAACAAAAAAAAUAAAUUAUAUUAUUUACG